Molecule: messenger RNA, 874 nt
Organism: Dreissena polymorpha
Lineage: Eukaryota; Metazoa; Mollusca; Bivalvia; Myida; Dreissenidae
Product: protein FAM183B-like
Exons: 4
Coding region: 76-480 (134 amino acids)
Cellular component (GO): ciliary base
Source: RefSeq, a predicted model, not a curated record
UUUGUGGUAGUAUGACUUGCUUGACAACGACUUUGACAGCAGAUCAAUAGUCACUGAUGUAAACAAAAAAGGAAAAUGGCAAAGUUUGAGAAAGAACCCCCGAAUUUUGUUCACCAAAAUGCAAUUCUAUGUGAAACCAUUCAUAAGGAGCAAAGGACGUCAAAAUUGUAUACAAAUUAUAGUGUAAAUCCUUUUAAAAAGAUCCAUGUUAUCACUGGUAAACCUAACUCAUCCCAUGACACGGAAGAGGGAGAGGAAGAUGAGCACUUCAAGAAAGUGAUCUCCAGAGCACAUCUAGAGCCUGUGAAAAAGUACACAUACCCACAAACAGAAGCACAGGAGGUUGGCUGGAUAACAAGACCACUGAUUGACAUCGAUAGAUCUGACAAGAGAUUGCAUCACUUCCGACAGAACACUGCUAUUACCAAAUACAUGGACGCAGCUUGGAGGGUGAAGGAACAAACAGAAAACUUGAAUUAACUUCUAGACUCUAGGAUGUUAUAUUUUAUAAUAUUAUUUUAUCAUAUAAUGUACUUACCCGUAACUGCCAUUAAUAUUAAAACUCUGUGAUAUUUGUUUAGAUAACUGCAAGUAGUGUUUACAUGUAAACAUUUUCACAUAUUUUCUUAUUAAAAUGGACAUUUAUUUGCUAGCUCCCAAAAUCGUGAUUACCUGUAUUGUAACAUAUUGAUUUGUUGCGUAGCGUUAACCAUUUGGAAUUUUUAUUAUGUUGUAACUUAUAAUGUAUACUUUUCAAAACAAUAAAAACCAUUUUAGAGCUGCCAGAAAAACAUUCUGAGACAGAGACAAAUAACCAAACAUUUAUGUAGUGUUACACAAAUCAUUUCAAAUUGGAAUAAAAAAAUGAGCUUUU